This is a messenger RNA of Drosophila navojoa, 1675 nucleotides long. Its product is annotated as synaptic vesicle glycoprotein 2C. The record is from RefSeq and is a predicted model, not a curated record. Gene Ontology annotation, cellular component: membrane. NCBI's taxonomy places the organism in Eukaryota, Metazoa, Arthropoda, Insecta, Diptera, Drosophilidae. Gene Ontology annotation, molecular function: transmembrane transporter activity. Gene Ontology annotation, biological process: transmembrane transport.
AAACGAUCUUGGCUAUCUUUAUAUGUUAGAGAGCACAUUCUGCCUCGUCAGUCACAUUUCAAAGUAGCUUCGGUCAGGAUCGUUUACUUCUCCCUUAAUUAAUACAGCUCUUGAAAUGACGAGUGUGAACCAGCAAGAUGCAGAAUCGAAGCCAUCCCGAAAAUCCAUAAGUAAUAGUCAUGAAUAUGAAGAAGUUCUUGAAUUAAUCGGAUUUGGACGUGUGCAGUGGAUAAUUCUGUUUGCAUCAGGACUUUUACUAAUGAUGGUCAUAAACGAGACAAUGGGUAUGUCAUACAUAACGAUUGUAUCCCAGUGCGAUUUUGAAACGAAUUCAGUGUACAAGGCCAUAAUGAGUGCUGCCAGUUUUAUCGGAAUUUUCAGUUCUUCAUAUUUCUGGGGUUAUCUAAGUGAUGCCAUUGGACGUAAGCCAGUUCUAAUAUAUACGACAUUGUGCGGAAAUUUAUUGUCCCUAAUAUCAAUCAUUAUUCCGAAUUUCUGGAUUUAUGUGGUGGCACGAUUUUUGGUUGGAUUCUUUAUAGCAGGUGCUUCUUCCACGACAUACGCAUAUCUUGGGGAGUUUUUCAUACCGCGUCAUCGACCGAUAGUUAUAAACUAUGCAAGCUUAUUUGUCGGCAUUUCUACAAUUUAUGUGCCAGCGAUUGCGUGGUUUGUUAUGGGUAUGGAUUGGAGUCUGGAUGUGACUGAAAGCUUUACGUUCCGUCCCUGGCGUUUGCUUACAGUAUUUUAUUUUGUUCCUGGACUGAUCGGAACAAUAAUGCUGAUUAAAAUGCCAGAAAGCCCAAAGAUUUUGCUAUCUAUGGGUAGAACCGAUGAGGCGUACGCCGCCGUAGAGUGGAUCGCCUUAAAAAAUAUUGGCAAACAUCUCCAUGAUCUGAAAGUUGAGGCACUCAAAUGUGAUGCAUUUGCAGACAGAGAAAGCAUACUUAGUGUAUCCAAAUCACCGACGGUGAGCUUCAGAAAAAUGUGGGCACAAACUGCACCAUUGCUUAAAAGGCCACAUUUGAAGAACUUCUGCAUAAGCUGCAUAGUUAUGUGUGGUCUUUUUUUCAGCUCGUCGGGCAUGGGCUUGUGGUAUCCAGAAAUACUCAAUCGCUUGGGAUCAUCCGUUUCUGAAGACGCAAUGACCGUUUGUGAUGUGAUCGAGGCUUCAGUUGAUCAGUGGCAAGUUAACAUAACGACAGAUAUUUGCAAUGAUCAAAUCAAUACAAAGAGCUAUAUCGACACGAUUACAUACGGAUCAGCUUUAAUUACAGGCUAUAUUGUAAUGGGCUUUGUUAUCAAUCAAAUCGGGCGUAAGGCAUCCAUCACAGUGGGCUUAGCCAUAGCUGCUGGGUGCGCUUUGUCGUUAGUAUGGAUAAAAAAUGAAGCAGUCAUUAUAGUCUGCUUUUGCUUGUACCUGGUACUACCGGGCCUGUGUGUAUCAGUACUAAGCGGAGUCGUGGUGGAUCUCGUCCCUACGAAUCUGAGAGGCAAGGCAGUUUGCAUCUGUCUCAUGCUGGGGCGUACGGGCAGUGUGUUUGGCAGCAACAUCAUUGGGAUACUUCUCGAAUCGUACUGCCACAUUACAUUUGGAUUAUUUUCUGGAUUUGUUUUGUGUGAGUUCAAGCAAACAAUUAAAUCAUGCAUAAGUGUUGAAUUCAUGCCCAAAUGUUGA